AUGCCUUGUCCAGCACCCACCAAACCGAACCCCGGCCCCAGGUCGUGGGCCUACGGCCAAUCUUUGCAGCCACCUGUGGCAGAAGCUGAGCUGACCAAGGAUGUCAACCGCAUCAAAGGGGUGACGUGGUGUGGCUCUCGUCAGGGUAGCUGCUACACUGGCACACUCCCUUUUGGUACGGGGGCCCUAUGCUAUCAAUAUGAAGGAACCCGAUUGGUUGCUACGGUGGAUGCCCUUGAGAUGGCUAAGCUCAAACACCCCCAUGUCACGGAACUCAUGGAAAAUGAGGAAGCUGGCAUCAGUGAAUUUAUCAAGCUCCUGGAGGAGUGUUGGGGUAGUGGUGAUGUAUCUGCUGAUUUUCGUGAUUUGGACGACACCGACCCCAACAUUUUUGAGAAGCUUGGUUCACUACGUGUGACAUAUGUGAUCGCUGGGGACAUUCUCUACAUACCCUAUGCGAGCAUAGUCUGUGAGAAGGCCUGUGGCAACGCGAAUAGCAUCUCCCUUCGUGUGAUGUCUUGCAUGAUGCACGCAUCACAACAAGCCCAAUGUCUGUUCAUGAAGAGGGGACCAGCGUGCCACGUCUAUUUGCUCUCGAUGUCCCAGUUGGGGAGGAAAGUGAAGAUGGAGAUGGCGGAGAAAGGGAACACGGCCAUGGACAAGGAGGGUGACGAAGGGAACCAAGCACAACCAGUGUCCCAGAACAACAACCCAAUCCCUGACAUCACUGGUGAUGCCAACAUCAUUGCUUUCGCGCAGAAGGUUCUGCAGGAGGUCGAAGAGGGGAACUUGGAUUCGAAUUGGGAUCUCGAACAGGUGUGCAAAAAGGUCGGCGAACAUUCACAGAUGCAUACCUACACCAAUUAUCUUCUCAUGGACCAAGACCUGCAGCAAGAGGAGUGGGAAUGGUGUGCGCCGGGCAAUGACUUCCAUGAAGAUCUGAUUGACUUUUUGGACUUUGUUACCAAAUCCGGGCCCAAGGCAGCUUCAAACUCAGUGAACACCGAGAUUCCUGGGGAUGCCAUGACCAUGACCGGUGCGCACAACGUUGAGCCUGAGGUGACUCAGUCGGCUGCAGCUUCAGUGACCGAGAAUGAUCCCAAUCCUGAUGCCGAAAAGGACAAGGCAGAUGACGAGACCAAUGCCGAGACCAAGGAUCCCGGUCCCAUUUCCGAGAAACACAGUGAGACUGUUGAGCCCAAGACCAAGACCAAUGAUCCCAAUGUCGAAAAGAAAAACAGUGCCUGUGACGGCGAGACUGAGGUUGUCACCAAGACCAAGGAUGCUGAAAAAACAAACAGUGAUGGUGGUGGUGACGGUGAGACUGUUGAGGUUGUCCCUGACAAGACACUCGAGUUGGCGACCAAGGAUCCCCCAGCCAAUGCUGAGAAGAACAACGGUGAGACUGAGACCAUGGCUGAACUUGUGACCAGUGACAAGUGCAAGGAUUCCAAUACCAGUCUCAACACUGCAGAUGCUGUGGCUAUGGAUGAGGAUGCCGAGGAAAGUGAGGAGUCGGAGAUGUUCGAAAAUAGCGACCCUGAGGCGGUUACUGAGACCAAACCCAAGGACAAGGAGAAGUACAAGAAUACCACAGCAGCAGCCUCAGCAAAGUCAAAGGAGUCAAAGGCAGAAGCAAAGAAAGCCGCAAAGGCCGCGGCCAAAGGUAAGGCAAAGGCAUCAGCCAAAAGUGCAGCAGCAGCCAAGAAAAAAUCCGCAGCAGCAGCAGCAGCUGCAAAGACAGUCAAGACAGCAAAGAACAAGUCCGCCGCCAAGGCUGAUGCUGGGAAGUCUCGUGGUAAGAAGCCUAAGGAUCUGCCGGAGGAUGGCGCCAUCUCCCGAUCGCCGAACUCGAAGAAGCGCAAGGCGGCUGAGGAGAAGGUGACCUUUAAGCCAGCACAGCGGCAGGGGCCCAUUUGCGUCUUACCCCCGCGGCCCGCGGCCUCGCUGGCGCGCGCCACCUCCAAGGCCGCGCCGCGGAAGCCGAUGCCCGAGGACUUCGACCUGGGACCCUUCAACGACUUGCUGCCGCCGAAGCCAGGAGCACCGCAAGAGGAUGACUUGGAUCUGGGGCCUUUCAGCGAUUUGCUGCCGCCCAAACCAGGUUCAGGACCGGAGGAGGAUGACUUGGACCUGGGGCCCUUCAAUGUGGUGCUUGGGCUUCCGCCGAGGUGA
This is a messenger RNA of Cladocopium goreaui, 2175 nucleotides long. NCBI's taxonomy places the organism in Eukaryota, Dinophyceae, Suessiales, Symbiodiniaceae. The record is from the annotation of a GenBank genome assembly.